Molecule: messenger RNA, 8045 nt
Organism: Dinoponera quadriceps
Lineage: Eukaryota; Metazoa; Arthropoda; Insecta; Hymenoptera; Formicidae
Gene: tgo
Product: aryl hydrocarbon receptor nuclear translocator homolog
Exons: 12
Coding region: 3535-5730 (731 amino acids)
Biological process (GO): regulation of transcription by RNA polymerase II
Cellular component (GO): nucleus; aryl hydrocarbon receptor complex; cytoplasm
Molecular function (GO): RNA polymerase II cis-regulatory region sequence-specific DNA binding; protein dimerization activity; DNA-binding transcription factor activity, RNA polymerase II-specific
Source: RefSeq, a predicted model, not a curated record
UAAGACUCGUUAAAAGCGCGCAAGACGAGCAAGAAAAAUUUCAAUACCGCCCGGUACGAUCGAUAGACGAUCCAAGAGAGAUUCCGUAAAAGCGGCGACAGGAAAAAGGAAGCUCGAAACGGAACCCCCUGAGAAGGCGUCGCGAGAGGGGUUCUCUCCGGUCUUGUCCCCCGUCGCGAGCGAGCGGCGCGAUGCAUCCCGGUUAAAAGUCGUGCUUCGCAACGGUGGCUGUCCCGGGCUCUCUGGUGGGAGAAGUGAUAGUCCUCACCGGGGUAUACCGCAGCAGCACAUUAUGCGGCUAUGGUGGAAUCAGUCACUGGCGAGUUGUGGGUGGUGGCUAGUCGGCGACCCAUCCGUCCGUCCGUCCGUCCAUCCGUACCUACGUACGUACGUACGUCCGUGGAACGUGCUUCCGCGUCGGUCUGCGUUGACGCCUCGCCAGCGUCGACGAUUACACCAUCGAUCGUGAUCGAGAGGCAACCGCGACGAUCGUCAUCGGCGCGUCAUUAUCCCGCGACGCCGCGAAGAGGACCCUGAAAUUGGACGUCUCGGCCCCGCGGACGUCACGAACGCGUGCGUCCCCCCCCCCCUUCCUCCGAACGACCUCGGCGAAAUGAGACACAUCGAUGACGCUCGAGGUAGAAAUCGAUCGACCGGCGCAAUCGGUGGGAUUCUGAUGCGGGACUAGACGCGCCGCCGGCUCUUCUCGCGCGAGGAUCGCGGCCGAGCGUCUCGGUACCGGGAAUCGAACAUGUGGUCGAUGCGGUAAACGCGAAGGAUCCGCGUGUCACCGAGUGGUCGGAUUCUUCGAAGGAAGAGAGUCUUCCGAGUCACCGAAGACGGACGUGGCCGUCGAGGAUUUCAGUGGCGAAUGAGAGCUCGGCGAUUUUCCGCGGGAAAUCCGCCGGACGACUGAAUUCGGGGAGAGCGGGGGAAACACCGCGCGAUCUUCCUGCGAGGAUCCACGGAGGGAAGGACCGGACGUAAUAACCAUCGGCUGACCACCGAGUGUUGGCGGGGAAGUUCGCGCGGUGCGGCUCCGCGCGCGGGAGAACGGCUCGCGUUUCUCGUUACGCGAGCUCAGCUCGAACUGAUUUAACCGCGAGCUCGUUUUACGACGGGAGGAGCGGCGAGUAACGGCGACAACCCGAAUUUUCGACACGAGGCGUGCGCGGCGUCCCGGCGAUCACCGUCCGCCACGUGACCGUCUCCAGCGCGGACGAAAUUCGAACGCGCGCGCGACCGAGUUCAGCUGUCUUCCCGAAACGUCUCGAGGGGAGUGCGAACAAGAAUUGUUUCAGGAGAGAAACUGGAGGAGAAGGACGCCGGGGAAGAUUGAUAUCGGCCGUAGGGGAUCAUCAUCGCGCGGUACCCACGAAGAAGGACCACGGGGGAGGGAACUUGAGGACUUCGGUCGAGCUCCUCGGCUAAUUCGCGUCGUUUAGCUCGGCCGUGCGAGACCGAGGACGACUCUGAGCCGAGAGUUACCUCCGGCUGAGUGAUCGCUUACCCCGAGCGAUGGCCGUCGCCCCGAGGAGACCGGCGAAGACUGACGGCAGGACCGGCGCGAUUUUCCCGCCGACUAUGCGUGACAGUGCGACGAAGGGAGCGUGCAAGAUUCGGCGCGAGUGCUACGACGGACCGGCGAGGAUCUCGUGACCGCCUCGCGAGCGAGGGGAGCCGAAGACUCCCACGAGGGCGAGCCACCACGGUCGACCGGCCGAGACAAUAGCUGGUAAAACAGAGAGCAUGGAUCGGACGCUCCGGUUGGAAAGCGAGUAGAAUAGAGCCCGCGAGAAAGUGGCGGCCGCGCUUUCCAAAAUCGAAAUCGCUCGAACCGCGGCCGCGCUUCCGUAACCGAACGUCGUUUAGCCUCUCUGUGCUUUCCUUCUUGGUCGAUUAAUCGUGCCAUCGUGGUGGACUAGCGGCACCACGAGGCCGUCCACCGUCAGAGAGAAAGAUUUUAUCUGCGAAAUCCGCGAGAGAGAGAGAGAGAGAGAGAGAGAGAUGAGCGCUCGUUAGAACGGCGGAAUUUUCUCCGUCCGAAUUGAUCCCGCUGCCGAGACGAAUCUCCCGCGGUACGAGCGAGGCAGAUAAGAGUGACGGAAAAGUAGAAAUUGGACUUUGCAUCGAGAAGAAGAGGGCCAUAUCGGGGAAGUGUAGUCGACCGGCAGAUAAAGACGAUUCCGGGAAAUACAUAAAGCGAUACCAGAUAAAGCGUCUGUUUUCCGUUUAUCUGCGCGCUACUUUUCUCGGGGGACGGUUCGUCGUAGAAAUUUCGUAGUGGACGCGCGCGCGCGCCGAAUAAUCGAGUGCGAUGAGCGGUUAAACGGAUUCCUCGAUCCGUCUUUCGGAUGCACCGCCGGGAGGGAUAUAAAUAAAUAAGCGAAUAAACGUCGCGGGCGGGACGAGUCGCUGGGAGUACGCACCAGCGCGCGAGGGCGCGCGCGCUUCGAAGAUCACGGUGAAGUACACGAGCGAACGAACGUGAGCGGAAUUCAGAUCCCGCGUACAAAGGCCUUCGAAACGCCCCGAAGUAUCCCCGAACAACAACAUCUCCCCGACGAGGGAGACGCGCGCGCCAAGUGGAAAACAGCGUCGUCUGUCGGUAGAUCGAUGGCGGAUCUACAUCUCGUUCCAGGUAAACGGGAUGACGAGAUAAUUCGGCGAACGCGGUAGAGUCGAGCGAGUUUCCGCGUGAGGGAUCCCGAAGGGAACCCGCGUGCGCCUAUCGAACUACUCCUCGUCCGCUUCUCGGCGAACGGCGAGAUGGCGAGAGUUUCGCAUCAGGAUCGCUCGCUCGAUCUCUGAUCGUAAGGGAUCAGGAAUUAUCCGGACGACAAAUGUUUGUACACAGACGCGAGACAUCGGCCGUUCUCUCGCGCCCAAACCAUAACAGAUCUCUCGUCGACGACAGAUACCAGACCGCUGUCGGCCGGUGAUCGUUACGGUCUCGACUUAUACGCUUCUUCCCUCCGAAGUGCUUCUCACGAAGGGGGAAGAUAACGAGACACGUUGAAACGCUAGCAACGAUUAAGGACACCGACUCGUCGAUGUUACGAAUCGAAAGUGAGCGUGCCGGGGUACCACUGAGAGAGGACGCGAAAGUGCACGGCUCGGGCAAAGCUCUCCGGACGACGAGUAAAAAGGAGCUCCGCCGAUUAAAACUCCGGUAACGCGAGAGCCCCGCUUACAAGCGGUUUCCGUGAAGAAGCACAAGAACGCGGAUCGGCGGAUUAAUCUCGGAGCAGGACGACGAGUUAACUCGCCUGUAAUUUGAGAGGCGACUCGAUAACGAUACAAGGGCGAGCCGAGAGGCGCGACAAGGCGGUGUAUCAUCGGCAUGCGAUCUCGAGGGUGACUCCGCCCGACAACGUCGACCGCGGGGACUGCUGCUCGCGGUCUCACGUCCGAUUCUCAGCGAGCAGAAGCUCUUCAUUGCGCGCGGUCGAAGACUCGGGUCUGCAAGGCUGAUUUGCUCGAUUGCGGACGAUCGGGAACACCGUCAAAAUAGAGUAUCUUGGCAACAACAACAUGUACGGCGGCGGAGGCCCGGGUAGCGCGGGGUACGGGACCGAUCCGGAACCGGGCCCCUCGCAUUACCCCGCCGCCACGGUGGGCGCCUACCAGUUGGGCCUGCCGCCGCCACCGCCACCCCCGCCCGUCUGCCCCGCUACCGGAAGUCAACUUCUGUCUUACUCGGAGUUAUCGCCCCAUCACAUCCAGCAGACCCACACGGAGGCCCAACAGCCGAAGAGGCGAAGAUCCGAUGAGGAUGAUCCGAGUGGUUGUAAAUACAGAAGACUAGAUGACGACAAUGUGCAGGAUAAAGAAAGGUUUGCAAGCAGGGAGAAUCAUUGCGAGAUCGAGCGGCGGCGGCGGAACAAGAUGACCGCCUACAUCACCGAGCUCUCCGACAUGGUACCUACUUGUUCUGCACUGGCCCGGAAACCCGACAAACUCACUAUCCUGCGGAUGGCGGUGGCACACAUGAAGGCGCUCAGAGGUACCGGGAAUACCGCAACGGACAACGCUUAUAAACCGUCCUUCCUUACGGACCAAGAGCUAAAGCAUUUGAUCCUUGAGGCGGCCGACGGUUUCUUAUUCGUAGUUAGUUGUGACACUGGCAGGAUCAUCUACGUGUCCGACUCGGUCGCACCAGUGUUAAACUAUACUCAAAGCGAUUGGUAUGGUACCAGUCUGUACUCUCAAGUUCACCCUGAUGACACCGAGAAGGUGCGAGAACAGUUGAGCGCCGCGGAACCCCAACACGGGGGUAGAGUGUUGGACCUCAAAACGGGAACGGUGAAGAAAGAAGGCCAAUCUUCCAUGCGACUGUGCAUGGGCUCGAGACGGGGCUUCAUCUGCCGCAUGAAGGUUGGCAAUCUUCAGACGACGGGGGACAUGGCGGCCGCGCACGGCCUCCACCGUAUGAAGCAGAGGAACUCGUUAGGCCCGCCAGCACGGGACGGUCAAAACUACGCGGUGGUGCACUGCACCGGCUACAUCAAGAACUGGCCACCCACCGGUGAUUUUGUUCCCCCAUGUGUACCAGGUGUGGGUCUAGGUGACAGAGGGGGCGUACAAGCUGGACCAGACGGCGUGGUCACGGAUGAGAAUGCCUCCACGCAUUGCUGCCUUGUCGCCAUUGGGCGAUUACAGGUCACUAGCACACCAAAUAGUAGCGACUUAACAGGUUCCAAUAGCAAUAGCGAAUUUAUAUCACGUCACUCCACGGAAGGUAAAUUUACAUUCGUGGACCAACGAGUCGGUGGAAUUUUGGGUUACACUCCGUCGGAGCUCUUAGGUCACCCAUGCUACGAUUUCUUCCAUCCGGAGGAUCUGGCGCAUAUGCGAGAAAGCUUUGAACAAGUGUUGAAAUUGAAGGGACAAGUCGUAUCUGCAAUGUACAGAUUUCGAGCCAAGAAUCGCGACUGGGUGUGGUUGAGGACGUCGGCGUUUGCGUUUCUAAAUCCGUUCAACGAGGACAUCGAAUAUAUCGUUUGCACCAAUACGCACACGAAGCCGGGGUAUCACCCCAGUAGCGACGGUCAAACUGAGAGCGAAGCGGUACCUGCAUAUGGACAACCUGGCCUAGAUUACUCCCUUCAAAGACAUCCCGCCAGGGAUCCAUUGUAUUCUGCGCAUCACAUGAUACAGCAUCCAGCGACCGUAGCUACAGCCAGUCCACAACAACCGAGGCCGUCCAGUACACAGAAUGUAUACCAGGGCUACGAGACGACGCACUCGCCGAUAGCUUACGGCUCACCCGGACAGCAAAGCGCAUCUUCGUCGGUCCUAAGUAGGAUUCAAAAGCCGGCUAAUACAUCCCCGACCCCGGUGCAGCAAGCGUGGGCAAUGGGAAGACAGCAACCCGUGACAGAGGGCUACCAGUAUAGUCAAUUAAGUCCAUCGAGGUCACCGAGCGGGCCAACCUACACGCAGCUCAGUAGUGGCGCUAGAACGCCGGCUACUCAACAAUAUCACGCAGUCACAACAGUGCCUAAUAAUCCUGGUAUGUGGGGCUGGCAGAGCCAACAGCAUCAGACGCCGCAGCCCGACGGACAGGCCGGCGCUCAGGUGGCCGCGCAAGCGCAGCCGCCGCAUCCUGGGCAGGCCGGGCCCGGCACGCAGCCGCAAGAAUUGUCGGAUAUGCUGCAGAUGCUGCAGGAUCAAGGUGGCUCGUCCGGGUUCGAGGAACUCAACAUGUUCACAACGACCUUUGAGUAGCAAUGAAACAAGCGACACGCCGGAAAGCAGUUCCCAUUCUAAGGGAAUUCGCCGCUUUCCCCCCCGACCGUUCGUUACUUGUUCGUUACCACUUGAAAUUCGCCCCGGACUUCCGCAGCUGUGUGGCGUAUUUUUAUUCAAAAUGCGCAAACCCCAGUUCAGUAAAUUAAAGCGCAUUCCAGAGUAGCGUGUUGAAAAUGACUAAUAUUGCGACUACUGCGAGCAUGGCCGAGUUGUUUGAUUUCCUUGAAUGUUGCGCAGGGCUGCCGGGUAAUGAUACUUUAUUCAUCUGACCGAUCUGUACUUCUUCACAUUCACAAUUACUUUCACUUUUAGGAACUUAUACUUUAAGGAUACUGAUUUAUCCUUCAUUAGUCUCUGACAAGAAUUGAACAGAUGGCGAGUCGACAUCUUUUUUCGUGACAAGUUUGUAAUAAUUGUGAACGCAAAAUGGGAAGGAUUCCUCCGAUACUUGAGUUUUUACUCGCUAAUGCCUCCCAAAGUUGUUCUAACGACAAUAAGCAAAUACGAUUAUGCACAAUUCAGUCAUUCGACGUCUUUCCUAAGUCGCAAAAAUCCAAUCGAAAUUCAGAAUCGUUUGACAAUCAAAAUUUUAUGACAGAAAAUUGUCAACCAUCGCGGUAAUUAUCUCGAGUUAGUAUAGGCCGGUAGUGAACUGUUUCCUAAAUUACUUAUUAGGGUUCCAAUAUUCGGAUCUGACACUAUUAUACCCGAUUAUAUUCGGAUAAUGGAUAAAUGUGACGCUUCAAAUCCGAAGCCGGACUCGGAUCCGGAUUUAAAUUGAUAACGGAGGUGACCAAACAGACACGAUCGCAGUAACUUGGAUCCCUCUCGAAUAUUUAACAAUUUUACGUGAGAGGAUGUCAGUUUACGAAUUCUCUUAAUUCACAAACUGUCAAGUUCGUAAUCUCCGUGAUAGCCGUUCGCGAUAACCGCGAAAUAAGCAACGAGAUGCAUUGAGAUCGAAAUUUUGAGAUAACCACUCAACAUCGCGGAAAAGAAACUAUAGAUGUUUUGGAUCCCAUCUCAGCGCAUCUCUGUUCUGGACCCGAAUCUCAUCAUCAGUUUUGAAUUCGGGUCCGACUUCGACUUCGGAUCUCGAUUCUGAUCUGAACGUGUAUAUAGAUUAUACAGUUAUAUACAAUUAUGUAUAUAUAGGUUAUCUGAGUUUCGAUCUCGGAUAUCCGGAUGAUCAGAUCAGGUCCGGAAACAUGGGAGCCCUAUUAGCUACGUGAAAGAACUUGUAGGCAACAACAGUCGACAUGUUGCGACAGAUAUGGACACAACGUGUGUCAGCGAACCAAUAGCGACAUGAUUGUCUUUGGAUUCUUAAUCAAGCACUCGUGACAUUACAUGCAUUGAGUUUGAAAGAAACAACGUACUAUUUACGUAAAUAAUGUUCCUUUUUUCAUUAAAUAACAUGUUUUAAUCGAGUGAAAUAAAAUUUUUCUCGAUCUGGACAUUACAAGCGCGCAACUUAGUAUACAUUGCAUCAGUGCAAGUGUAAGAUGUACGUAUUAUAUAUUAUCCUUCAUUUCUUGAAAGCAAUUUAACAUCGAAUAAAAUUUACUACACAAAUAUUAAUUUUUCCUUAUCGUUCAAACUGUCGAAACUGAUAUUCCGUGCGGUGACAAUCGCUCGCAGAAAGAAAUACGUUGCACAGUGCACAUCGGGAAAGCUAAUCAGCGUUGCGGAGAAAGGGACAACAAUGACUUCGGUAAUUUCGAGAUGACUUCGAUACUCUUGAGUUUCAACUUAACCCGCCAUUUUCGUGAAUGAACUGAAACAUGGCGAAUGCUCGUCAUUUAGCUUUAUUAUUUCCAUUUGUGAAUAAAUUUAAAAUCAUAUUUGAAACAAUUGCACGUAUAGAAAUUGAAACUAGCUAAAAAAUGUAAUUUCGUGAUUCAUUUGGCUUCCUGAAUUUAGUUCGCGGAAAGUCCUUUUCCUCGAGUCAUUUAUAACUCGGAAAUGUUAAGUACUUUGAUACUCGUGUGUCUCUCGAAAUUAUUUGAGGAAUCAGACCUUCAAUGAUUUUUAUGUAGUAGAACACUAUAUAAGUAUAUUAGUAGACAAUGCAACAGAAUGUAUUUGUUACUGAGCUGGGGGGGGGGAGGGGGAACUAAUACGGCACAAACGUAACGAAACACAAUAAAAGCGCAAAAUUCAAAAAGUGCGGGGCUAAUUUCGCAUAGGUCUGUUUAUCACUUGGGGAUUAAAUCCUGGGCAUCUGCACUUUCAUCACAGCAUCUGGAUCGAUUACGAUUACGAAAGAGAGAGAGAGAGAGAGAGAGAGA